Messenger RNA from Meleagris gallopavo (turkey), 2019 nucleotides. Its product is annotated as olfactory receptor 52B2-like. Lineage: Eukaryota; Metazoa; Chordata; Aves; Galliformes; Phasianidae. The record is from RefSeq and is a predicted model, not a curated record. Gene Ontology annotation, cellular component: plasma membrane. Gene Ontology annotation, molecular function: olfactory receptor activity; G protein-coupled receptor activity. Gene Ontology annotation, biological process: G protein-coupled receptor signaling pathway.
AUGAAGCCUCCAUGAUCUCAUGCACCUUUUCCUGGCUCUGCUGGUGGUGUCUGACCUCAUGUUGUCCUCCUCCACACUGCCCAAGGCCCUGAGCAUAUUCUGGUCCCUUUCCAAGGAGAUGUCUUUCCAUGACUGCCUUACUCAAAUGCUCUUCUUCACACACACGAGCUUCACUGCAGAGUCAACCGUUCUGAUUGCUGUGAUGCUGGACUGCUCCAUCACCACCUGCGAUACCCUGCGAUGCACCACUGUGUCCAUGCACGUGGUGAUAGCCAAGACAGGGCUGGCUGCCCUAGCCCAGAGCUUCUGCACGAUGUUCCCAGCCACAUUCCUCCUCCUGAGGCUGCCGUUCCGUGGGCACAGUGUCAUCCCACACAUCCACUAUGAGCAUAGGGGCAUCGCCCGCUUGGCCUGCAUCGACAUCCCCACCAACAUCUGGUUCUGGUUUGCCACCACCCUCCUGCCCAGGGUGCUCAUCACAGCAUCCUACAGACUCAUCUUCAGGGCCAUCUUCAGGCUCUCCUCCAUGGCCACUCAGGUGAAGGCAGCUGGGACCUGCAGCUCCCAUGCGUGUAUUAUGUUAUUCUACACACCAGCACUGUUUUCAUUUCUCACUCUUUGCUUUGGCCACAACAUCUCCUGCCAUGCCCACAUCCCAUCGGCCAACCUCUACGUGCUCCUACUGUCUGUGUUAAACCCCAUCAUCUACACGUUUAGAAACAAGCUAAUCAGGGAAAGGGUGUCCCAGAUGCUCUUUAGGACCGGACAGUGGCAAUGACAGGGAUGUUCUUCCUAUGAAAGGAAAUUGUCUGCAUCAGAUAAGCAAAGUGUACGUGUGUGCAAUAACACGGCUUCCUCCUUUUUUAGACUCAGCAUCUCAACUGAGCAGAUUUCCUGGUAGAUUCUUCCCCAGAACAAAUCACAUCACUCCUACAAAAGGAAAAAAUAGGGAGGGACCACGUAGCAGAAUUUUGGCUGAAGCAGCCUGGUGCUGCCCCGUGAACAUCAGAGCUUUGUCAGCGGGUUUGGUUGUCUCAAGACCAGGAGAAGCAGCUGAGCCGAGGUGUGUUGGAAGGACGGUCCUUACUGCAUCUCUGGUAGCACGUGGUCAAUGAAUGGAUUAUCACAGAACGGUUUGGGUUGGAAGGGACCUUCGAGAUCCUCUAUAUCCACCCUCCCUAUUGCUCACAGCCUGGCUUUGAUUGGAUGGGAUUUCGAGCAACCCGGUCUGGAGGGAAAGCCUGGGAAGGCCUGCAGCCAACCCAUGACCCAACUACAGGAAUCCACCCCGAGGAGCUCCUGGGUCAGCUCUGCAGACCCACAGCCGGGGUGUUCAGGGCUGUGCAUCUCCUGGGCGCCUGCGUUCACUUCCACUGUCUCAUCAUUAACUUUGUACCACUGAGAAUGACUCUUCUUCCUGAUGACUGCUUUCAAGUCUUUGUGAUCACUGUGUUCCCUAAUUAGCUGAUACAAAUUGCUGCUGUUUGCAGCAUAAUAUUCAUGGAUAUAUCCAGUACUUUGUUGGCAACGUUUUAAAAUUUACUGAAGCAUUUACUUCUUUUUAUUUAACCGGAGAAAGCAGACAGAACAUAAUUCCCCAUUAGACAUCGUUUUAAGAGGCAAAUCAAUAGAAAAAUUGCAUUUGGUUAAAAUGUUUAUGCAGUUCUAUCACUCACCGUCGUACGCUUUUGUUCUAAUUAAUAGUAUCUUGUGUGCAGUGCAAGAAGCCACGUCUGACCAUAAGGAUGGCUCACAUUUCAGCUGACGUUUUAUUGCCCAGGUCCUAGCAGAGUUAUUCAGGUUGGCAGCAGGAGACGGCUUUGCCCCUGCGAUCACAGAUAGACCCUCAGCUCCGAAAAGUGGCUGUGGAGUCACUUCUUCUGCAGCUUCCUGGGGGCCAAGCACAAAUCUAUUUGGUUUUCAUGUCUCAUUCAGUGGGGCUCACCGCGGUGGACCAGCAGGCAGAUGUUGGCCAUAAGGACGUGAGCAGAGGGAGGAGGAUAUUUUCCCAAAUCAGAG